UGCCCCUUGUGUCUCUGGUUGUUCUCUGCAUCCCUGGGUGAGGUGAGCAUCUCCCAUCAUUGCUUCUGGGCCUUGGCUAUGGACUGUCAGCACUGCAGGGCAGGUUUUGGGGUGCUGCAUGAUACAGGAGCAGGCAGAGCUCAGGGGGCUCACCUUAGCCCCCAGAACCUUGACUUCCUGACCUGUGUAACAAUCCUUGUCUAUUUGGGUCUCAUGUUCUAUGGGGAAACAUUUAAAAUAAUGAUGCUUUUGUAAUGAUGAUAAUAAUAUUAGGCUGUCAUAUAUAACUUAAUCUUAUUUAUUUAUUUGUUUGCCCUUUCUUAGAGGGAAUUGCUGCUAUUUUCUGGGCAUCGGGCCCAAUUUUUGUUUGUUCUGUCUGCGUCCACACUGCAUCCUGGAUGCUGCACCCAAAGAUGGAGCCUGUGUGGAUGAGCACAUUCAGGCUGCUCCAAACCUGGAGGCAGCAUUUUGUGCCUCCCGUGUUGUUCCCACCCAUCAUCUUACCACCCGCAGGAUUUUCAGCCUCGGCCACGUGAAUGCGAAGCAGGUGGCAUUUCCGUCUGAAUUAAUAUACUCAGAGUCCUUGGAUGUGGGAAGGGGGUUAAACUGGAUUUGCUGAUGGACCUUGUUGCAGGAGAGCAGUUUGUCUCCUGGCAGGGCAGCACACAUCACCUCUACAGAAGAGGUGGGAGCUGCCUGGAGGUGAAUGUAUGGCCGAGAGAGGAAGGAGCAGCUGAGAGGUCACCAUUCUCGCAGAUCAUUAGAGCAUCUGUGUGCAUCAUGUCCUAGGUACAGAGCGAUGACAAGUUUGGAUGCUUCAGGAGGGAAAUGUUUGCUUCCUGGUGAGAAGUAAAUUAGGGUGGUUUGCCUAGUGUCAGUAUGUUAUGAGUCAGGGACGUUCAUUAACAUUUACCAAAAUCUGAGUGAAAACCGAGUUCUUAGUUUGACAAAAAAGGUUGGGUGUGAUUUUGCUGGGUUUGGGGGAAAAUUCUCCAAAGAACGGAGCUUUAUUUUUAAUAGACAUCUGCAUGCCUGCCUGCAGGAGACUGCAGUUCUGUGUGCGCUGAUAUAUGGCAUCUGUUGUGUUGUCAGGGUACCUGGUGGUACGGACUGUCAUCAGCGUUACAUGGUGGUGGGUGUCCCAGCUUCAUGCCAGACCCACCACACCUGAGUCAGCAGAAAGUUUGUAGUGGGGGAGUUGUCCCUACAAAAUACUUCAGAUACGUUUUCCUGGGCAAGGUGAGUUUCCAUGCAGCAUUUUGCUCCAUGUUCUCACAGCCUUUCGCUUCUGGCACUCCUUGCUUAAAAGUCCACCUCCAGUAGCUUUUGGAACCUGAGAUUUAUUGAUGUGAACCCAGGAGGAGAUUAGGCAGCGCUGGCAGGAUCAGGGGCUGCGUGAGAGCCGGAGCUGGCGGCAGCAGCAGCAUGCGUGCGGCGUCUGAGGCUCAGGGCGCGAGAACCACGUAAGGUGCCCGCCGGAGCCUCCCCCUUCACCUGCCUCUGCUUCCUUCAGCACAAACUUCACGGCUCCCUCACGCACGGUCCGGGCUUCUCCGGCGAGGCUUGGCAGCGACAGCCGCAUGCAUGACACUCCGAAAAGGAGAGAAAAUGACCAUAAGUAUCCAGGAGCACAUGGCUAUUGACGUCUGCCCCGGCCCCAUCAAACCCAUCAAGCAGAUCUCCGACUACUUCCCCCGUUUCCCACGCGGGCUCCCCGCUGGUGUUGGCCGCAGCAGCACCCUGCGCUCCGCUGUCAGCCAGCCCUCUGUCAGCCCCGCCGAGGCGCCCCGCGAAGAGGAUGAGGACGUGGACCAGCUUUUCGGGGCAUAUGGCACAACACCCACGGAGCAGCCAGCCAAGUGCCAGGCACCCGAGGAGGUGGUGGACCCCGAGGGCUACGAGUCCGAUGACUGCACCACUCUGGGGACGCUGGAUUUCAGCUUGCUCUAUGAUCAGGAAAACAACGCUCUCCACUGCACGAUCAAUAAAGCCAAGGGCCUGAAGCCGAUGGACCAUAAUGGUUUGGCGGAUCCAUAUGUCAAAUUGCACUUGCUCCCCGGAGCCAGUAAGGCGAAUAAGCUGAGAACCAAAACGCUGCGGAACACUCUGAACCCCACCUGGAACGAGACGCUCACCUACUACGGCAUCACCGACGAGGACAUGAUCCGCAAGACCCUGCGCAUCUCGGUCUGCGAUGAGGACAAGUUCCGCCACAACGAGUUCAUUGGAGAGACGCGGAUCCCGCUGAAGAAACUAAAGCCCAACCAGACCAAAAACUUCAGCAUCUGCCUGGAGAAGCAGCUGCCGAUAGAUAAAACAGAGGACAAGUCGCUGGAGGAGCGCGGUCGGAUCCUCAUCUCCCUCAAGUACAGCUCACAGAAGCAGGGGCUGCUGGUGGGCAUCAUCCGCUGCGCCCACCUCGCUGCCAUGGACGCCAAUGGCUACUCCGACCCCUACGUCAAGAUUUACUUGAAACCAGAUGAGGACAAGAAAUCAAAGCAUAAGACGGCGGUGAAGAAGAAGACGCUGAACCCCGAGUUCAAUGAGGAGUUUUGCUAUGAAAUAAAGCAUGGGGACCUGGCAAAAAAGACCUUGGAAGUCACAGUGUGGGACUAUGAUAUUGGGAAAUCAAAUGAUUUCAUAGGUGGAGUUGUGUUGGGCAUUAACGCCAAGGGUGAGCGGCUGAAGCACUGGUUCGACUGCCUGAAAAACAAGGACAAGAAAAUCGAGCGCUGGCACACGCUAACGAAUGAGCUGCCGGGGGCCGUCCUCAGCGACUGAGCACCACGGGGCUGCUUCCAGGGCCAGCACGGCUCUGCCGGCCACAGCCUUUGGACUCCACUCCUUUAUGGCUUUGGAUACGGGGGAUCGUGGUACCGGGGCAGCCGGCAGAGCAGGACACCCCAUGCCACGGCCUGGCUGCAGGGAAUCCCUUCCCAGGGAGCAGGGCAGCAGUGGUUUGCUCUGCUCAGCAGGUCCCGUCCCCUAAGGCUUUUCCAGAAUGCCUCUUUGCACCCUGACACACACUCAUGAGCAUGCACACGCAUGCACACACACACACACGUGCACAUGGACACCACACGCCUGCAUGCACUGCAGUUGUGACUCCUCUCCUAACUCUCUGCUCUACAGAAUUACCUUCUCGCUGCCUUGUAAUUCAGUGGCAGGAAUGAAUGCAUCAUUUCCAUUCAUGUAUCUAAUAUGAUCAAAAGGUGUCUCUAAAACUGGUACUGUUUUCUCAAGGCAAUUGUGCCAUAUUUCUGGUGGUUUGUCAGUCUCUGUGAUUUGGGCCUAAACAGUCUUUUAUGCAUUUAAAGCUCCUCCAUUUGAAUGAUUGUGUCCUCUGGUAACCUAGAAGACUGUUUGCUUUCCUUCCAGGAAUGUUGUGCUCGUCCUCUCCAGUAACCCACGUGAAGGCAGCCAGAAAGCUGGCAGUGCUGUGCAGACUAUGGCUUCCCUCUCUCAGUCCCAGGAUCAGGCAAAAGAGGGGAAGCAGCCGCUCUCCUAAUGAAACCAUGCCUUCCCCCCGGAGCCAUGCUCCAGCACGGCUGUUCUUCCAGCAAAGCUGGCUUUCAAGCUAAGUUUUUCUAUCACUUUUCCCUUAUUCUGCCUUUUCCAAUUCAUGCCAUUACCUAAAAUCCAACCAAGGCACUUUGCACUGUGAGCUGCUGGUGUGAGCUGAGCCACGGGGCUGAGCAGUGUUCAUGUUUGUGGAGAUGCUCAGCUCCAGCACAGCCAUUCGUUGGUCUAUUUUCUGCCUCAAACAGCUUCCAGACCAAAUUUCUGUGUACAGCACAGUAACAGUAUAAUAAUAUUAUCAUAAUAUAUCCCAGCUCUCAUCCUCCAUGACCCACGCUGGCCAGUCCCUGCAUCCUCAUCCCAUCAGGCUCUGGCUCUCGUGCAAACACCGCUUUGUCACAUUUGCACAAGAGCUGGUACAUGGUGGGAUGAGCUAAAACUGUCUGUGAAAUGCUGCACCUUGCCAGCAAGUUAUGAAGCCUUUAAACCAUGAUUUCUUAGGAAGAGCUGCUGUUUGCCCAUCAGUCUCAAUUACCUACAGCUUCUGAGCCCUGUAGCUCUGUGUGUGUGUGUGUGUGUGUUGCCAACUUCUUUCUUUGGAGAGCAAUUGGAUCUCUGGAAACCUAGGUCUCCUUUCCAAAGUGACGAUCGUGUUACACCUUGUUUGAUAUGGGGGGGACCAACAUUCAUAGGGUUUUUUUUUAAUACCUUAAUAUUUGUAAUAUACUCUCCAGAUAUGCAUGGAUUUUGUUUGAAUGCCGGCAGCGUGUCAAGUAGGAUGUUCCCAAUAAUCCUCUCAGUCUGUCACUGGUCCAGCACCUUAAAACCUGCCUUGGGUUUGAGCUUCCAGGAGAGCCACAGGAGCACCAUGUCGGCUGUGCCUCCCUUUUCUGGUGAAGUUACUUUCAAUCCAUCAUUUGUUUUAGCUCAUCUUGCUAUGAAACCGAAGUAGAGUAGGACAUGAUGUGUGUGUGGGUCCCUUCACUUUGUAUCCCAGUCUUUUCUAAGCGGACAUCCGUCCGUCCGUCCCAGCUGCAUGCAGUGGUGGUUGUCAUGCCAGGCCUUGUGAAAUGUUUGAUACCAAUGUUUUGCUACCAUGUGAAGGCUGCAGAAACUGUCCUUACCUGCAUCCUAAAAGACUUUUGUAUUUCAGUAUUAUCUAUCUGUGUACUUUUUGUCAGAUUUGUUAAUAUUUAUAAUGAGAACCCAAAAUAAAAAGGGAAAAUAAAAAAGGUUAGUGCUGGUGCUGUAGCUUUUGAAUCUCCCCAUGUUGCUAUCAUGGUGUGUGAGCUUGGGGCAUCGCAGAUGGAGCAUUGAGUGACCCAGAGACACGAGAUGAAGAGGAUCUGGGCCC
Molecule: messenger RNA, 4873 nt
Organism: Pezoporus occidentalis (night parrot)
Lineage: Eukaryota; Metazoa; Chordata; Aves; Psittaciformes; Psittacidae
Gene: DOC2B
Product: double C2 domain beta
Exons: 10
Coding region: 1585-2781 (398 amino acids)
Biological process (GO): spontaneous neurotransmitter secretion; regulation of calcium ion-dependent exocytosis; exocytosis
Cellular component (GO): membrane; synapse
Source: RefSeq, a predicted model, not a curated record